UCUCGCGUUGAAUGUCCCGGUAACAGCGCGUGGCUCUUCUCUUGAGAGCUCCCUUUGAGCAGUCCGCCCUGUCGCAGCGCGCAAGGGGACGUUCCGUUGGCAGACGCAGCGUUGAUUCAGCGACCGAUCGAAGCAUCACGGCCCGCAGCGUUGACACUGCUCCACAUCUAUUUGUCACCAUGACUGUAGGGCACGAUUUGACCCGCCGAGGGUCUACCCAGGUCGUCAAUGGGAUGGCCUUGGAGGACAGGUUUGAAGUGCUGAAGGAGAUUGGCGACGGCAGCUUCGGUAGUGUGGUGCUCGCCCGGGUCCGGAGUGCCGGUGCCAGUGUCGCUCGCCGUGGCACGGUGAUUGCCAUCAAGACAAUGAAGAAGACAUUCGAUUCUUUUUCGGCAUGCAUGGAAUUGAGGGAGGUUGUGUUCCUCAGGACAUUACCGCCUCACCCUCACCUGGUCCCCGCCCUCGACAUCUUCCUCGACCCUUUCAGCAAGAAGCUCCACAUUUGUAUGGAGUACAUGGAGGGCAACCUCUACCAGCUAAUGAAGGCUCGGGACCACAAGUGUCUGGAUAACGCCAGUGUCAAGAGCAUCUUGUUCCAGAUUAUGCAAGGCCUCGAGCACAUCCACGCCCAUAGCUUCUUCCACCGGGAUAUCAAACCCGAGAAUAUCCUCGUCUCUACAUCGUCCCACUCCGACUACAGCAAUUCGUUCAGACGGUAUUCCGCAUUGGUCACCCCCCCAUCAACGCCGCCAACCUACACCGUCAAGAUUGCCGACUUUGGCCUGGCUCGAGAGACGCAUUCGAAACUGCCGUACACCACCUAUGUUUCCACUCGGUGGUACCGUGCCCCCGAGGUGCUGCUCCGGGCGGGCGAGUACUCGGCACCGGUGGAUAUUUGGGCGGUCGGUGCCAUGGCUGUCGAGGUAGCCACACUGAAGCCUCUGUUCCCAGGCGGAAAUGAGGUUGACCAGGUCUGGAGGGUCUGUGAGAUUAUGGGAAGCCCUGGAGUCUGGACCAGCAAGUCUGGCGAGCCGGUCGGUGGUGGGGAUUGGAGAGAAGGAAUCCGCCUUGCCGGGAAACUCGGCUUUUCGUUUCCCAAGAUGGCGCCGCACUCGAUGGAUACGAUUCUAUCGACUCCACAAUGGCCAGCCUCGCUCGCACGCUUCGUCACUUGGUGCCUCAUGUGGGACCCCAAGAACCGCCCAACCUCAACACAGGCGCUUGCGCACGAGUACUUCGCCGACGCUGUUGACCCGCUGCGGCCCAAGUCGUCAGCCUCUAAGAUACUUGGCCGGAAACAAUCCGAUGCUGGUUGGGCCAAGGAUUCUGGCGCGUCGGCUUCGUCAAAGCAGUCGUGGUUCAGGAAAUCCCUGAUUGGUCGUUCAGAGAGCGUUGAAGCCAUGGCUGCUGCGCCGCAGCCUGUUGCAAAGGAAAAUGUUGCGCCGCGCCCAUCACCGAUCAUCUCAUCUGAGCCUCCAGUUCCGAAGCCGAAGGUCACUGCCGCAAAGCGGGCGACUUGGACAAAUGGGAUGUCCAACGCCGCGCCCAUGCCGAUUCUUCCCACAAUUCGCCCUAUCUCCCCGCUAUCCAACGCCGUUACCGUCCAAGGCGAUAGCAGAACGCAGGCAGACGAGAAGGCUUCUAAGAAGAUUAGUCGUCAGCUAUCUGUGCAGUCAAGCAACCAUUACGCCGAGCUCCACAGGCAGCAGGCGGAGCGAGCGCUCAACGGGAACUCCGGCUUGGCAUCCCCGACCAGCAGCUCCAAGGAAAGCUUCUUUUCCCAUCUGCGCAAGCGAGCAAGGAGAUUUUCAGGGAGACAUCAGACGCCAAUGUCACCAAGUUACGAUGACCUUGAGGCCCAGGCUGGCUGCGGACCGUGGGGAAGCACUAGUAAUAGGUCUUCCAUGGUUAUUGAUAGCCCGCCCCCGGCCCCUGUUCCAAAGGACACAUACGAAUCUCUGGACAAGAAGCUUCGUGAGAAACCGCAAGUCUUAGAGGUUCCUCCCGCGCCACCAGCACACCAGGUCGCACCGAGCGGUAAUCUCAAGCGUCACCACUCAUUGCCUCAUCAUCAACCUAGGUCUAUCGAUAACUUGAUGGUCGCGGCUCGUGGGUCGGGCCCGGUAUCGAGUCGGCCACGGAGGGCACACGCCGUACAGGGUGUCAACCAGUACGAUGCACCGGAUGAGGAGGACGAGCUUCUCGAUGAGGUCUUGCAAUCCACCCAACGUGUCAUGAAGCGCCUCGAGAAGGACGAGCAACCCCUGAGGCAAGCGCCCAGCAACAUGGGGCUCGCCAACCCCUAUCCAACGCCAUCACCGUCUGCCGGCGGCAACGGUUUCUUUUUUGGCGACGGAAAGGAAGCCGUCACCCCGAAGCCGCUGGACUUCAACAAGAAGACGGCAGAGUACAAGUGGCCUACGCCGCCGUACGACGAGAACGACUGGGCAGCGUCCGCAUCGGCAAGCAUCUGGGCGGCAGGGAACCGCUUCUAAACACAGUCGACACAGCGACGAGGCUUCGCUGGAAUUCCAUAUCCUGUCUUACUCUCUUCCACUCACACAAAAGUCUUGGCUGGGGUUUCAUCGGACGGUGUUGGGGCUUGUAUCCGCUUUUUGGGUGGCAUCAUUGUUAUCAUACACUGUCGGUCGCAUCAUUCAUUGCUUUGUCUGCCCAUUCAACCUACCAUUUCUUAGUCUGCCCGGCGGUAUUCUACAUCCCCGCCUGAUGGGCAUUAUUUCACGCUUUCCCGCAAACGCCGCGCGUCUGGACGUGGCAUCUCUUGUUGCCUUGCACAAAC
Molecule: messenger RNA, 2800 nt
Organism: Chaetomium strumarium
Lineage: Eukaryota; Fungi; Ascomycota; Sordariomycetes; Sordariales; Chaetomiaceae
Product: kinase-like domain-containing protein
Exons: 2
Coding region: 180-2495 (771 amino acids)
Biological process (GO): protein phosphorylation; intracellular signal transduction
Cellular component (GO): cytoplasm; nucleus
Molecular function (GO): protein serine/threonine kinase activity; ATP binding
Source: RefSeq, a predicted model, not a curated record